Cucurbitaria berberidis CBS 394.84 is the source of this 1862-nucleotide messenger RNA. RefSeq lists its product as uncharacterized. Lineage: Eukaryota; Fungi; Ascomycota; Dothideomycetes; Pleosporales; Cucurbitariaceae. Bases 336 to 1823 code for a protein of 495 amino acids. The record is from RefSeq and is a predicted model, not a curated record. The transcript is spliced from 2 exons.
GCCUUGGACGAGCUGAGCGGUGGAGGACGAUCUGCUGCGCAAUCUUAGGCUCCACGUCGCUCGUCCAUGUCGUCGUCCGCGCCUCUCUGUUUUCUUUUCCUCUCUCUCUCUCUCUCUCUCUGCUGAACCGUCUUUCGGUGUUUCUCUGUGCUCACGCUCGUUUCUGCUGACCCUACCCCGAACCACGCAGCAUCCAGCCCAUUUGGAUGCGCUUCCCUCACAGAGUCAUUUUACAACAUGAGCCCUCGACAGCCGCAUCUUCAAACCCUCAAACGGCCUAACGGAUAGCGACAUUUUGGCACCGACUGCGGCUUUGCCCGCUCUACGUCUCGACCAUGGCUAUGCCAUUUAAUCAAGAGUCGUGGGUAUGGUAUACUGUUGCUGUCAUGAUGAUCGCUGCGAGGCUUACCUCUCGGAAAAUGUUAUUUCGCUCGCUAAAAGGCUAUCAAAUCGACGACUGGAUCAUGGGAUUCUUCGUCACCGUAUGCUACACCGUCCUAAUCGUUCUGUCCAACAAGUGGCUCAAAAUGCAGUCCAACCUUGUUCCACCGAGUUUCGAUUUCAGCACCCUUACCGCGGAUGAACUCUCUCGACGUAGGCUCGGGAGCAAAUAUGUAAUAGUCGUGGAACAGACGCAGAUCGCCGUCAUCUGGUCGUGCAAAGCAUGUCUACUUAUCAUGUACUACCGGCUCACGCGUACGGCACUUCGCAACGAGAACGUGGCAAUCAAGCUCCUCUCCGCCUACGUGGCACUCAGCUUCGUCAUCAUGGAGAUCCUAUACUUCGCCGCCUGGUGUCGCCCGUUCUCUGAGUACUUUGCCGUCCCAACCAGAUCCAAGCAAUGUAAUGCUCUGGUGCAUCACCGCAUCUUCAAGGCCGUCUUCAACAUUUCCUCAGACUUGAUAAUGCUUGUCAUUGCCCUCCAGAUGCUCAUUCGCUCCUUGCUACCGUUAAAGAGGAAGCUGAUCCUGUGCGGCAUCUUCUCCUUGGGCAUAUUCGUCGUGGCGGCGAGUAUACUGAACAGCUACUACUCAUUCAAGAACCCAUACCGCUCGACGUGGAUAUAUUGGUAUGUCCGCGAGUCAUCGACGGCAAUAUUAGUCGCCAAUCUACCGUUUACCUGGACGCUACUCCGGAAGACAUUCGAGUUGGGCGACUUCGACGAAACCCAUCCGCCGCCAUGGACCUACCAUUCUGCUCGUACGGCGGGCGGACGAAAAACAGCCCAUCUGAUGCAACAGAGCAGCAGUACCAGGGGAGUCAUCGUAGGCAAGCGUCCAUCACCUACCGACAGCAACGGAAGCAAAGGCACCACCUCCAUGUCUCUAACAGGCAACUCAAGCACGGCCAAAGGCCACGCAAGUUCCUCUGUGAACAGUCCGCCGAGCUCACGGUAUGAAACGGGGCUACUCCAAGAAGCGAUCCGCCCCCACGAUUUCGCACCCGCUUCAUUCUCACCACUUGCCACCGACGACCUUACCGACAUGGAUUGCGAACAAGGUCUUGUCCUAGACAACUUCAAUUCUUCUUCACCACCGAAGAUCACACAAGACGGCACGGGCGGUUUCUACAUGAACAACCGGCCCAUCUCCCCUCCCCCGCGCGCAUACCUCGUCGCGUCGUCCAAUCGCUCGCGCGAACCGAGUAUAGCGAGCCUAGAUAGGAGACCAAUAAGUCCGUCACCGAGCCACAGUAGUUCGGCAGUGGGUGGCAACGGUCGGCCAGUAAGUGCGUCGAGUAUUGGAGGCACCGGCACAGCGGGAGGGGGAAGGAGUGCACGAGAUAGAAGGACGAGGACAAAGAUAAGUCGAGAUUCGCACUGAUGUUGUUUUACUUUUUUCCUACUAGGCGUAUUCCAGGGC